Messenger RNA from Falco peregrinus (peregrine falcon), 910 nucleotides. It is a transcript of the gene PTRH1, whose product is annotated as peptidyl-tRNA hydrolase 1 homolog. NCBI's taxonomy places the organism in Eukaryota, Metazoa, Chordata, Aves, Falconiformes, Falconidae. Gene Ontology annotation, molecular function: peptidyl-tRNA hydrolase activity. The record is from RefSeq and is a predicted model, not a curated record. The transcript is spliced from 5 exons. Bases 64 to 687 code for a protein of 207 amino acids.
GCGGCGCCGGGCCAUUGGCGGCGCGCGGCCGUGACGUCCCGGGGGAAGGGAGCACGCGGCGCGAUGCUGGCGGCGGAGCUGGCGGGGCGCGCGCGGCUGCUUGUCAGCCCGGGGGGGCCGCGCGUCAUGGUGGCCGGCCUGGGCAACUACGGGCUGUGGGGGACGCGGCACAGCACGGGCAUGGCGGUGGUGGACUGGCUGGCCCGGCAGCUGGCGGUGGCCAAGGGCUGGCGGGUGGACAGGCGGUGCUGCUCCGACAUCGCCCUGGCUGCAGCCCACGGCCUGGAGCUGGUGCUACUCAAGCCACGGAGGCUCAUGAACCUCAACGGGCUCAGUGUCGCCAGUGCUGCUGAGAUCUACAGCCUCCGCCCAGAAGACAUUUACCUGGUUCAUGAUGACCUGGACAAGGCCCUGGGCAAGGUGGCCAUCAAACUGGGAGGCAGUGCAAGGGGACACAACGGGGUCCGAUCCUGCAUCAGUGCUUUGCACUCCAAUGAGAUGACCCGGCUUAGGGUUGGCAUUGGGCGGCCAGAAGGUGAAGUGACAGUGUCCAGCUAUGUCCUGGCUCCAUUCAGCGCUGAGGAGCAGGAGAGGCUGAAGCAGGUCCUGGCCCAGGCAGCCACCUGCCUGCUGGAGCACAUCCAGCAGAGGAGAGCGCUUGCAGGGGAAUGGGGGGACAGGGGCUGACGCGAACCCCUGGGGACCCACAUGGCCAAUGGACAGGGUGCUGCGGACUCUCCAGGAUGACCAUGGCAUGGAGCACAGCUGGUCCUGCUGGGCAGCCUGGCUGGGUGCUGGGGCAGCCCCCAUCUGUCCCCACACAGAAGCGAGCAGCUCCUGUCCCGCUCAAGCCCCUGCGGUGGCUUCAUAUGGCAGUUUGGCACUGAAAUGAAAUAAACCGUCACACUUG